Messenger RNA from Entamoeba invadens IP1, 810 nucleotides. RefSeq lists its product as hypothetical. The transcript has a single exon. The record is from RefSeq and is a predicted model, not a curated record. Bases 1 to 810 code for a protein of 269 amino acids. NCBI's taxonomy places the organism in Eukaryota, Evosea, Mastigamoebida, Endamoebidae.
AUGACAAUUGGUAAAGAAGUUCUUGAUAAAAUAGUGUCAGAGUUGUAUUCUGUAUACAAAAAGCCAUACAUAGAUUUAGAACUCUUGGAUUCUGAUGCUCCUUUUUACUCAAGCAAAAUCGGUGGAUUACCAUAUUACCCCAUAGGAAUGAAAUACCCAACAAUUCCAAGUGGUGAGUAUAUGUACCUUCUCGCUCAAAUAAACUUCAGUGAAAUGCCAAAAUUGGAGAAUUUCCCAACAACUGGAAUCCUUCAAAUAUUCAUUUACCCUGACAACUGCUAUGGACUUUAUGGCGAUAAUGGAAGAUAUGAUCCAACUAAACAUAAAGUGAUUUACCACGAAAAUGUUGACUUGGACGAAAAACACCAACAAAAACUCCCAGACGAAGUCGCAAAAAAUUACAACGAAAACCAUGAAAUUUCAUACAUGCGCGUUCCGUUUAAUUCAGUCUUUGCAAUGAAAGGGAAAUUAAAAGAAGGGGCCAGUUUUAAAUGGUACAAAAAAGACCAAAUCAUUGAUAAAAUGGCAAUGAAAUACAACGUUUCUAAAGAUGAGUUAUAUGAUGUUAUGGAUGAUGAAAGAUUCCAACCCCAAUUGUGUUCAUUGGGUGGAUAUCCAAACUUUGCACAAGACGAUCCAAGAAGUGACGAGACGUAUGACACUUUGUUACUUCAAUUGGAAUCAAUUGGUGUGACAGAUAAGAAGGAAAUUAUGUGGGGAGAUUCUGGGGUUGGUAACUUUUUCAUAUCAACCGAAAAUUUAAAGAAAAGAAACUUUGAUGACGUGCUUUACAACUACGACUGCUGUUGA